This is a messenger RNA of Closterium sp. Naga37s-1, 1101 nucleotides long. NCBI's taxonomy places the organism in Eukaryota, Viridiplantae, Streptophyta, Zygnematophyceae, Desmidiales, Closteriaceae. The record is from the annotation of a GenBank genome assembly.
AUGUCACACUCGAACCACGACACGACUCAAGAAGCACUUUCCCAUUCCAUUUUGACCUUUUCCCUGAUUCCACCCUCCUCCACGGUUCCUGUGGAUUCACAGCGCGACUCGGAGGCAUUGAAGGUGGCUCUAGAGUGUUUGAAGGAAGCCGGCUCCGUCACGGCCUGGGGCAGCUACCCUAACGUCGCGAGACGAACGGCGAGUGUGCGAGAGCUGACGCAAGUGGGCAUCAAGAACGCGGAGAAGCUCGCCGUGCCGUCUGUCCGCAACGAUGCGCUCUUCCUUGCCACGGUGGUCGGCACCACCUCCAUCCUCGCCCUCGCCGGCACCCAACUACCAGGGGACUGGGGCUUCUUCGUGCCGUAUCUGGUGGGCGGCAUCUCCAUUGUUGUCCUCGCUGUCGGCAGCGUUGCUCCAGGGCUUCUCCAGGGCGGCAUAGGAGCCAUGGCGCCUGUAUUCUCGGACUACAAGGACCGAGUGCUCCGCCACGAGGCAGGCCACUUCCUCUUGGCGUACCUUCUGGGCCUGCCACCUGUCGCGUACUCAUUGGACAUUGGCAAGGAGCACACGAAUCUGCUGGAUGAUAAGCUGCAGAAGAAGAUCUACAGUGGCAAGCUGGAGAGUGAUGACGUGGACAGACUCGCAGUGGUGGCGAUGGCAGGGAUGGCAGCGGAGGGGCUGCAGUACGAGCAGGUGAUGGGGCAGACAGCUGACCUCAACUCGCUGCAGCGCCUCAUCAACCGCAGCGGGCUCGGCGCCCUCACCCCCGAGAGGCAGCAGAACCUCACACGCUGGGCGGAAGAAGAAAUGGACGAAGAUGAAAAGGAUGGCGAUGAAGAUGGCGAAGAAGGGGAGAAGGGGGAGAAAGAGGAGGAGAAGGACGACGAGGAUGCUAGUGACUGUGACUGCGACGCUGACGCUGACGGCGAUGGUGGCGAGAAGGACGAAGCUGUUGACGCCACGUCUACACUCCACCGACCGAAUCUCACGAACGGCUGCGUUUCAGCAAGAUCGCAAGGAGCGGAUGAAAACCGCGACGGGAAAGGUCUCUUCUGCGGAGAACGAGGGACGUUCACCACCACUGAUCCCGCCUCCGUGUGA